CCUGCCCGGGCUGCUUGCCGCCGCCAAGCGCUCUGUGCUCUGCUCCUUGCUGGGUGCAGCGCCUGCCCCGUAGCCAUGGCCGGAGUCGUGGUCAGUGGAACUCAAGUGUCCUACGUAGGUCAAGACUGCAGAGAAAUUCCAGAGUACCUGGGCAGAGACUGUGGACAUUUUGCAAAGAGGCUGGAUCUGAGCUUUAACCUUCUGAGGUCACUGGAAGGACUGAGCGCUUUCGGGAGCCUGGAGGAACUCAUCUUGGACAACAAUCUGCUGGGGAACGACCUCGUGUUGCCAGGGUUACCCAGGCUCCAUACCUUAACCCUCAACAAGAACCAAAUCACUGAUUUGGAGUGUCUGCUUGAUCACCUGGCAGAAGUGACUCCAGCUCUGGAGUACCUCAGCCUGCUGGGUAAUGUGGCGUGUCCCAAUGAGCUGGUCAACUUGGAAAAGGAUGAAGAAGACUACAGGAGAUACAGAUACUUUGUUCUGCACAAGCUGCCCAACUUGAAGUUUCUGGAUGCCCGGAAAGUAACCAGACAAGAGCGGGAGGAGGCUUUGCUCAGAGGGGCGUUCAUGAAAGUGGUGAAGCCCACAGAUUCCAGUGACAGUGUUGUUGCCUCUCCGGAGUGCCACUAUACACCCCUGCCUUCUGCUUCCAGAGAACUCACCAGCCACAGAGGUCUCUCACAGAAACAUUUAAUGAUAAGAUGUCAUCGUUACUACAGCAGUGUUGGAGACCUACCAAGAGUGACAUCAUCGUCCCGGAGUCCUGAGCUCCCCUCGGAGAGGUCGUACAGGCUUCAGGGCCGAUGAGAAACAGGUCACAGAUCUCCCCGAAACCACAGCGCACCUGGCCCGUGGAAUGCACACUGGGGCGCCAAGCACGGUUUCCCUCAGUCGGCCCACCUCCCCCUGCCUUCAGAGCCUUUCCUCUGCUGAACUAACGACUGGCACUCAGGGAGUCUAAUAUCCACGGAGUCUUGGCCCUCAAUUACCGUAAUGGCUUAUAAUGAGAUUUUGGCCAAGUAGCAGGUAGCAGGUUAUUACUUCCUGCUCAGCGUGGGCAAUGUCUACGCUGUUAAUUUGUGUUGCCGAAUGUGGCUCAGAGCUGGGCAUCAAAC
This is a messenger RNA of Talpa occidentalis (Iberian mole), 1118 nucleotides long. RefSeq names its product leucine rich melanocyte differentiation associated (gene LRMDA). The record is from RefSeq and is a predicted model, not a curated record. Gene Ontology annotation, molecular function: protein binding. The coding region runs from base 76 to 810 and encodes 244 amino acids. Gene Ontology annotation, biological process: melanocyte differentiation. Lineage: Eukaryota; Metazoa; Chordata; Mammalia; Eulipotyphla; Talpidae. The transcript is spliced from 8 exons.